Molecule: messenger RNA, 596 nt
Organism: Ruditapes philippinarum (Manila clam)
Lineage: Eukaryota; Metazoa; Mollusca; Bivalvia; Venerida; Veneridae
Product: transcription initiation factor TFIID subunit 12-like
Exons: 2
Coding region: 9-596 (195 amino acids)
Source: RefSeq, a predicted model, not a curated record
AUUUGUAAAUGCCUUUUCAGAAGAAACUACAACCUCUACAACAUCAACAACUUCUACAACUACGUCAACCACUACGUCUACAACAUCGACUACAUCUACAACAUCCACUACCUCCACAACAACGUCCACAUCUACUACUUCUACUACUCCAACAACAACCACCACCACUACCACCCCUACAACGACUUCGACUACAUCAACAACCACCACUACCACGCCUACAACGACUUCAACAACACCAACAACCAACCACUACCACCCCUACAACGACUUCAACAACACCAACAACCACCACUACCACCCCCACAACAACUUCGACUUCAACAACAACAUCGUCAACGACAACAACGACGACACCUACAACCACCACCACAUCUACCACUACUCGAGCUGCUACUACUCAAACUCCAUCUACUGAUAGUAAAUUCACACUUUACCUAGCCAUUGCCAUAGGCUGCGUUGCCGUAAUAUUGCUACUGAUUCUGAUCAUCAUCUUAGUCAAGAUGUUUUGCUGCAAAAAGCGUCCUCCUCGACCAAAAACACCGAUUUUAACAGUAGAAGAUAUGUCACACUGGAUGUCAGGAUAUGGGGGUUAG